AUGGAGAGCCUUAUAUGCACAACGCAUGGCCUGAGGGCAUUUUGCCCAAAAUCAGUGCGCUCGCUGCUGAGCUGCACGCACUCCAGCCCUGGUGGGCUGCGGACGCUCUGGAUUUGGAGCGGUCAAGAGACAAAGGAUGCCGAUCGAGGCAAGCACGGUCAAGAGGAUAUUCCAACUGGAACCAACCAGACCAGCGAAGAACCGACCAACGGAAGGAAACCAACGAACAUAUCGAAGAUGUGGAGGCCAGGGAAGUGGGUCUACAUCGAUGACGAACCAAACGACUCCAGCUCAGCCGAAAACAACCCCCCCAACCACGAAAACUCAAACGAAGCAGUCGACCCACCGUCACCACCUUGGAAACUCGGCCAGGUGCCAGUCGAGACGGCGAUUUUCAAAGACGGCAGACGGAUGAGCCGACGGUUCAACCACAAGAAUAACACUACCCCUCCGCCUCAAUCCAACAUGUCCAAGAAAGCCCGACGAAAGAGUACCGGCCAAGUCACCAGUAACAACGCUUCAAGUACAGCCACACAACCAUCUGCCGAUAAUAAUAACAGUAAGAGCUCUAGAAACAGAAGGAAAUCUCACGCCCAGAUAAAGGAAUCCGCAAGCAACACUCUUCUCGCACGACCGGAUGAUAGUCAACCUCAGGCUUCUGGUCCCACUACUCAAGAUUCAACUGAACGAGAACCAAGCAAUCGGGAGCCCAAUCAGACCUCCACCGGACCCGUUUCACCGAAUACAACGAGCCCACCGAACCCGCUAUCGGAUCAAGACCCACCUCUGACUCUUCAAGCCCACCUCUCAGAUCUCAAGCACCCAUCGAAGUCAAGAGGCAGUUUCACUACGACCGAUGAUCUGCCUCAUUCCAUCCCCGAUUUCAACUCAGUCACCGAAGCUCAGUCAGCCGGCCCCCGCACUCCCCCCGCAAUCGAAUUCUCAAGUGCAUCGGUUUCCGACCGGCGCGCAUCUGCUCCUCCGUCCGGAGAUCUACUGCUCCCACCACCACUGAAGAAAUUCAAGCCAUGGGAGGCACUCAAGAGUUUUCAAACCGAUGGCUCUGAUGUCGCUGGCGAUAUGAAACUGAUUCAGGAAGGACAUCAAAAAAUGCUCGAGACUGAUGCUCAACGUCGACAUUCCCGUCAACAGCGUAAACGCGCAUCAGCUCCACCGAACGCGAUUGGUUCAGCCCCAACAACAGAUAAAGGCAAAGAGCGAAAUGAAAGCAGUCGAAAGAAGAAAGAAGAGCCCGGCUCGGGCGUCGACACUAUGGAUUCCCAGCAAGACCUCGAUCUAUCCUCGUCCUCCGACCUUACCGAACUAUCGUCCACUCUAUCUGAUCUUUCCGAGGAAGAGUUCUCAGACAACCAGCAGCACUCAAGCUCCUCGUCAGUGGUCUAUUCGGAGAUUGAGCUCGAGGACGAUUGUUUGCCGGACGUGCUGGUGCGCAAGGUUCGUCGACCCUCCCGGCCCGGCACAUCUGCCUCCCCACAGAAGACUAUGACCGAAUUGAUCAAGUGGAAGAAACGCAAAGCUGCUGUCUGUCAUCUCCGUGAGCGGAAAGCGGCUCUCAGAUCCUUGAAACCGCACUCCAACUCCUCCGUCGACCCUAACCUUGAUGCUGAGAACUGGGAACCACCCCCCUACAUCAAGAUCAAGUCCAACAUCUACCCGUUCCGUAAACCGGAGAUGAGCGAAUAUCCGCCGGCUAUUUGUAACUGUACCGACGGCGGAUGCGGGGAGAAAUGUCUUAACAGGGCGAUGUUUUAUCUGUGUGAUCCGAAGCUUUGUCAACUCGGCCAGGCCUGCAAAAACCUACCGUUCAACCAACGCAAGGAUGCGAUCGAGGAGUCGUCGACCAAGCUCGGCAAAGGUCUUAAGGUCUUCUAUACCGGACCCAUCAAAGGCUGGGGCCUUAAAACCGAAAUCAAGCUCAAGAAAGACCGCUUCCUCAUCGACUAUCGGGGCGAAAUCAUCUCGAGGGAUGUCUGUUACAAACGCGUGCUCAAUGAGUAUAACGGAUUUAAACACUUUUACUUGAUGGAUUAUGAUGGCUCGGACGUAAUCGACGCGGGUCUCAAGGGAAAUUGCGCCCGCUUCAUCAAUCAUUCGUGUACGCCUAAUUUGAGGGUGGAAAGGUUCAAGUUAUCGGGGUUAGAGGAGUACCAAUUUGGGAUCUUCACCCUGCGCGACAUCGAGAUUGGGGAGGAGCUAUCGUACGACUACGGCUGGAGAAACUUUAGCGACAUUGCACCCACGUCGGAUAUCCGCACCUCGAUCCGCUCGUCGCCGGAGAACAAGGGCGAGCCCGAAGCCUCCUCCACGCGUCGCUCAACCCUCCGCCUCACCACAACCACCCAGAGCCCGCUCGUCUCCGCCACCGCGCCUACCGUCCAACGCUGCUACUGCGGCACUAAAGGCUGCAAAGGCUUCUUGGAUCGUUAA
Messenger RNA from Puccinia triticina, 2448 nucleotides. RefSeq lists its product as uncharacterized. Gene Ontology annotation, cellular component: chromatin; nucleus. NCBI's taxonomy places the organism in Eukaryota, Fungi, Basidiomycota, Pucciniomycetes, Pucciniales, Pucciniaceae. The transcript is spliced from 6 exons. The record is from RefSeq and is a predicted model, not a curated record. Gene Ontology annotation, molecular function: histone H3K36 methyltransferase activity; protein binding. The coding region runs from base 1 to 2448 and encodes 815 amino acids. Gene Ontology annotation, biological process: regulation of DNA-templated transcription.